AUGCGGCGAUCCCAGAUGUGCUUUGACAUUGUGAUUUGUAGUUGUCAAGGACAUCAUUACCCAGGCCGUUCCUAUGCUUCGUCACUCACAAACAAUAAGCUUCAGCAUACAAGGCAGAGUUCAAUGCUAUUGGACUCGGGUGCUGGUAUACAAUUUCUUGUACAUUUUACUUCAGCAUACAAGGGAGAGUUCAAUGCUACUAAGUGUGUUCUUAGUGUAUUGACAAAGCCAAUUAUGGGGCCACUGUUGGAGGUUCUUGAAUGUACCCUGCCACUAUGGAACGUGUGUGCAGAAACAGUUGCAUAUCUCAGUUCAGCUGCAAUGGUAGCGAUGGAGACAUCAUGCAGUGUGGUAAUCAUUUGGCCAUUUUUGUUCAUCUUCAGUACAAUAUUUAAUAUUGCCAAUUCAGUCUUGUACCCUGUAAUUUGGUUCGUCGGAGAGAUACUAGCUGCACCUUUCCGACUUGUCACUGCACUAGCAAGUUUUGUAGCACACUUCUUUGAUGAUAUUGUUGAUAUUUUAGACAGACCUGGUCAACAUUAA
Molecule: messenger RNA, 543 nt
Organism: Triticum turgidum subsp. durum (durum wheat)
Lineage: Eukaryota; Viridiplantae; Streptophyta; Magnoliopsida; Poales; Poaceae
Source: the annotation of a GenBank genome assembly